UUCCAUAUAAUUGUCUUCCGAAAAAUAUUAUUUUGUACAAAAGAACGCCUGGUCGCGAGUUCACGCGAUUCAUGCAUGCUGUUAAAUCCUAUUAUAUACAGCAGUAGGAUGAGUAGAACUGGAAUGUGUUAAUUUUGAAGGAUUGUGAGUAGGAUAACUGGCGCGAUAAAAUCAGAAUUUCCGUAUCAGUAACUGAUAUAUAUGAAUAUCGAUAAAUGUAUGGACGACGACUUAAGUUAAUGUAAAAUACGAGCAGAUGUACAUAUGUAUAAAUACUAUUGAAUUUAGAUAUGUUUACCAAUAAAAAAAACAACUUGCCACCACGACCUAAUAUUCCGAAUUCCGAACAUAUGCUAGAAGAUCUUAACAAUGCUCCAACCAACGACGUAGCAUUUAAAAUAAUAAAUAAAGAUAAUAUUUCAGGAGAUAAUUUGAGCAAUACUUCUGAUACAUAUAACAAAGUGAAAAUGUAUUUAAAUAUGAAGCAACAAUUAAAAUAUUUGGAAACUACUCUUGAAAACAAGGUACAACAAUUGAGAGCUGACAAUGAUGAGAUAAAAAGGCUCGCUGAUGACAUCAAGAAACAAGCCCAGGCUGCAUUAAUAACGUAACUAUUCUUGUAAUUUCAAAUAAUAUUAACAGCGCCCAAUGACCUGAAUUAGCUGUAAUAUAAAAACAAUUUUAUGUUAUCAUGCAAUAAAUUAAUUGAUUCACAUGCGAAUUAAAUUUAGUCAUGAUGUAUUAUCAAUUAUACAAAAUAUUUAUAUUGUUACAACAUAUAGAUAUGGUUAACAUGUUAUAAAAAUAAAUGUUACAAUAAUUGAUCUCUUACAUUAUAUCUGUAUAUGUAUCAUGUAUGUAUAUGUGAUAUGAAAAAUUUCAUACAUAAAAUUUAGUUUAUAACGCAAUAAUAUAAUUUUUCCUAAUUUAAUCUUAAACUACGUAAGUCUUCAAAACUUUAAUACAAAACAUGGCCAGUAUAAUAUCCAUAGGCGAUUAAAAGGCACCAUAGUUAGAACGAUAAACGCUGUGAAUUAAAUCCCA
Ceratina calcarata is the source of this 1044-nucleotide messenger RNA. RefSeq lists its product as uncharacterized. The transcript has 2 exons. The record is from RefSeq and is a predicted model, not a curated record. Lineage: Eukaryota; Metazoa; Arthropoda; Insecta; Hymenoptera; Apidae. The coding region runs from base 291 to 611 and encodes 106 amino acids.